AGCAGUCUCUGGCUUCAGGCCCAGCACAGCCGCCCAGAAUGCGCUGCAGUUAAGGGGUGCAUUUCUGGGCUCGCCGCUGUUUCCUUGCCUGAGAUCUCUGGUGCCAGCCCUGCUGUGUCUGGCAUCCACAGCUGCACAGCAAGGCGUGAUGCCAGAUGGCACUGGACUUCCACCUUGGUCUAGUUGUGAGUUGCUUUUAAGGUACUCUGGACCUUUCACCCUGCUGCUUGAACAGCAGGCUCUGACUGACAGCGUGUAGAGCCCUGCUUGGGUUCGGGGUUGGGGGGAGUCUGUAGGUGGUUGUUGAGUGGGCUCUGCCGCGGGCAUGGGGUGCGCUGGCCGUCCCUUUGUUUCUGCCAGCUGUGCCCAGGGCCUGCACUGCUCCUGUGGGGCCUGGUGUUUGCCUGCUGUGUGGUCGGUGGUGUCUCAACCCCAGGUGCUCUCUUCCUGCGUCCAUGGGGUGCUCUCCUGGUCUGCCUGUUGGUUUGCCUCCUGCAGACCUGCAGGCAGACUCACCUGCUCGGUGUGGCCGUCUUGUAGAUGCUUGAAGGUGCUCUGUGGCUUUCCAGAGAGAAGUCCGUGUCUGUGCGUGCCUGCUGACCGCCUGUGCGCCCCUCUUCCUGCCGCACUAUGCUGGCUCUGGCCUCCAGUGCACCGAUGGGUCCAGAUGGUUCUGUCAACAGGUUUUUGUAGGUCUGAUUUUCAGUAAACUUCAGGAGAAUAUUGACCACAAGAGCAGUGCUCUCCGCUCUAACUACAUGUUAGCCUUGUCUGUCAACAGGUGAGGCCUCACCUGGCCCUUGGAGAAGGUGAGACCUAAGAGUUGGCAUUUUUUUUCUUUUUUUUUUUUGAAGGACCUCAGGCAGUUGUAAAAUGUACCCAGAAGGAGAGCCAGCUGCGAGCACUCAGAGACUGCCCCACCUCUAACCUUGAUGCUGCCCCUUGCCAGCGCCCCAGGUGUCUUGGCUCGCGGACCACAGUGACUGACGCCCAGCGUUGGCGCCAGUGGCUGACGUUCCUGGCCCUGCGUGGCCUGACCUCGGGGUGGAGGGUGGAGUCCUGCAGACACACUGCCUGGUCAGGCCACCCAUGGGUGUUUCCCUGGAUCACCUGCUGAGGCCCCAUCCCCAAAUACAGCCCUGCUUGGCCCGGCAAGGCCAGUCCAGUGGCCUCGGCCUGCCUAGCACCUCUGCUGCGGCGUCCUGGCUGGCGGAGUUUUCCUCUGUAAGGAGAACGCACCCUGGGCUUCUCUGCCCGCCUCCAUCCAGCCGUCCAGGGCUUCCUGCCCACUGGAGGCCAGCUAUAGGACCCGGUUGGCUGCCCUCCCCUCUGCCCCGUGCCGAGCCUCAGGGUGUCCUGCCCAAGCAGGCUGGCCUCCAGAGGACAGGGGCUGUCGCCAAGGCCGCGUGGGCUUCUCUCAUGACCCCCUGGUGACUUUGAGGAGAAGCCUGCCUCUGAUGGACCCUCCGUGGAGAUUGUGGCCUAUCGUCGUUCAGUUCCUCUCCAGACCCUCUUUUCCUUGUCUUCUUUCCUGAGAUGGGACUUGGGUGUGAACCGCUGAGCUGCAGCUCCUGCCCUUCCGUCUUUUGCCUUGAGACAGGGUCUUGCUGAGUUGACCAGGCUGGCCUGGACCUUGCACCCUCCUGCCCGAGGGUGGGACAACAGGCUUCUCUGUUCUGUGUGCCAGUUCCUGCCACUGACCCUUCCUGGCUGGCUUCGCUCCAUGUUGGCUGAGAUGAGGUGGCUGGCCACUUCCCACUCCACAGCUCUCGCACAGCUUUAAGGGGCCGGUGCUUGGGGCUGUGUCUGCUGCCACUCAUCCGCUGAUGGUGCACCUGUGAGUUCUGUCUUGGCCUUGACCCCUGAGCUGGUUGGGAGAAAGUUCCAGAAAUCGUGAUUGGUAAGGUUGCUGUCCUUAGUUCCUGGCCUCUGCUCUCCUGAGCCUGCUGCUGUGGUCAGAGGUGCAAAGCUCUGCCCUCGCUGCUGCCUGGAGCCGGGGUUUCCUCGGUGGCUCUGACGCUGGUCGGGCUCAUCCUCUUGGCAGGCCUGCCAGGGACUUCGCCGGAGCCCUUACAGCCUUCCAGGGCUAGGAGGUCAUGGGCGAGGCACUCGGCCUUCUCCUCUCCACUUGGCAUGCUGUGCAGUCCACCGCGUGGCCUUUCAUUUCAGGCAUCUCCGCUGGCCAUGGGGCUCUGCCCCUGGGCACGGCAUCCACCCCUGAGCCCCUGGCCUGCCCUGUGAUGCAGUCGCCAUUGCUCUGUUGUGGCCCCCACUGGUUAUUUUUUUCUGCUUUAGCUCUCUAGGUUCACUCACAAGCCUCAGGUGGGCCCCUGAGUUCUUGAACAUCUUUGGGGUGGAAGCAGCCCAAAGCACUUGGGUACAGCGGCUUCUGGCGCUCAUUCCCUUGGAAGGAGCGUGUGGGCAGAACAGUGGGCACGCCGCUGCCAGGCCCUGCUCCACUCCACAUGGCAGAGGAGGGGCAGAGGGAGGGGCGCGCGCAUAUGUGUGUUUGUGUGUGUGUGUGAGAGAGAGAGAGACACACACACACGCACACACACCAGGGCAACUUCACACCGACUGACUCUCUUUAUUUCAUUGGAUCAAGGCGUCUGCUUUUCUGGCAGAAGUUCUCGUUUAUCAACUAUGGAAAUGGAACAAGAGAAGAUGAAUGUGAGUAAGGAGCUGAGCCCAGAUGCGGCCUCGUACUGCUGCUCAGCAUGUCAUGGGGACGAGGCCUGGAGCUACAGCCGCCCUGUCCGGGGUCGCGCCAAGUCUCGGAGCCUGUCGGCCUCACCUGCCCUGGGCAGCACCAAGGAGUCCAGGAGGACACGCUCUCUCCAUGGGCCCUGCCCAGUGACCACGUUUGGACCAAAGGCCUGUGUGCUACAGAACCCCCAGACCAUCAUGCACAUUCAGGACCCUGCGAGCCAGAGGUUGACAUGGAACAAGUCUCCAAAGAGCGUGCUUGUCAUCAAGAAGAUCCGGGACGCCAGCCUGCUGCAGCCCUUCAAAGAGCUGUGCGUGUACCUCAUGGAGGAGAACAACAUGAUCGUGUACGUGGAAAAGAAGGUGCUGGAAGACCCUGCCAUAGCUUGCGAUGACAACUUCGGGCCUGUGAAGAAGAAGUUCUGCACUUUCCGGGAAGAUUAUGACGACAUUUCCAACCAGAUUGACUUCAUCAUCUGCCUGGGGGGAGACGGGACCCUGCUUUACGCCUCGUCGCUCUUCCAGGGCAGUGUGCCUCCAGUCAUGGCCUUCCACCUGGGCUCCCUGGGCUUCCUGACUCCCUUCAACUUUGAGAACUUUCAGUCCCAAGUGACUCAGGUGAUAGAAGGGAAUGCAGCUAUUGUUCUUCGGAGCCGGCUGAAGGUCAGGGUGGUGAAGGAGCUCAGAGGCAAGAGGAUGACCGUCCACAAUGGACUCAGUGAAAAUGGCCUGCCAGCUCCAGGCCUGGACCCCGAGGUUGGGAAGCAGGCCAUGCAGUAUCAGGUCUUGAACGAAGUCGUGAUUGACAGAGGCCCCUCCUCAUACCUGUCCAACGUGGACGUCUACCUGGACGGACACCUCAUCACCACAGUGCAGGGCGAUGGAGUCAUCGUGUCCACCCCGACCGGCAGCACAGCGUACGCAGCGGCAGCGGGAGCCUCCAUGAUCCACCCCAAUGUGCCGGCUAUCAUGCUCACACCCAUCUGCCCACACUCACUGUCCUUCCGGCCCAUCGUGGUCCCUGCAGGAGUUGAGCUGAAGAUCAUGCUGUCACCAGAAGCUAGGAACACUGCAUGGGUAUCCUUGGACGGACGGAAGCGGCAGGAGAUCCGCCACGGAGACAGCAUCACCAUCACCACCUCCCGCUACCCGCUGCCCUCCAUCUGUGUGCGAGACCCGGUGAGCGACUGGUUCGAGAGCCUGGCCCAGUGUCUGCACUGGAACGUGAGGAAGAAGCAAGCCCACUUUGCAGAGGAUGAAGAGGACGGGGAAGACAGCUAGCAGCACCGGGCAGUGCCCGGCCUCGCUGUCCCACCACAUCCCACCGAGUCCCACCUGCGCCUGCAGCAGGGGAGCCCGGUCUGCCUUUUGCCGACCAGAUCAGCUUUUUACCUUUUCUAAUCUGACUCUUUUUCAUUUCUAAAGUACAGUGAGAGCCGUGCUGGGCGCCCUGCAGCCCCCAGCAAGGCUCUUGCGAUUCCAGAUCGGGGACUUUCCAUAAAUCAGUCUUGAAAUUCAGAGGGUUGGAGAGGAUUGAUCUGUCCUUCCGUGUUGAAAUAAAUGCCUCAGCGCAGAGUCUCCUUCAGGUGCAAUGCUUCUCCCCUCCGCCCUGUGCUUCUGGGGCUCAGGGGCACCAAGGGCUCUGCUGUCCUGCCUUCUGGGGUGGCCACACGCCCCCCAGGGUCCGCUCUGAACCUCCUGCAGCAGGGCGGCUGCGGCAGCUCCCGGAAGGUGUUUUCACCCUGUAUGUACUUUCUAGAGACUCUUCUGAACUUUCUCAAGUGCUUAUGUACAUAUUUUCUUGUACACACUUUUGUGUAGAUUUAGAGGGGGACCGUCCUGUAGUCCAGUGUUUACAUUGUGUCCAGCCCCGCGCUAAUGGUCCAGGGUCCAGGAGAGGAGCCACUACUUCUCAGGGUGGGGCCCCCUGUUUUGAGGCCAUGGUGAGGGUUCUGAGACGAUCUGCUCAUGCGGGGACAGCGAGGCCUGUUGGGAGCAGAGCAGGAGCGGAGCCCGGGGCCCUGGGCCGUGCCAAGGUGUCGGGGGCUCGUGUCUCGAGGCUCCAGCUCCCCUUCACCUGUUGACUGGCCAGAGCCGGAGGCGGUGCCUUCCUCAAUGGGGCUUCCAAGGGAAGGUGCCCGUCCUGCCGCAGGCGGCCUCGCAGGCCUCGCUCGCGUUGGGCAGAAGGGCCUCCGUGCCUGCUGGAGCACAAGCCCCUCGUCCGCGUGUCCCUUACCUCCUACUCCUCCACCCGGGAACCUGGUAUGGCCUGGGCAGGGGACCACGAGCCAGGGUGGGGCUGGGGGCCCCAGGGAGGCAGCCCACUGGUGGAGCUCACCACCCAGCGUGGGCUGGUCUGCAGCCGCCUGUGGCCAGCGAGCGCGCUGGGGAGUUGUGAAGCGGAGUCGCGUCGUCUCCUGUUGUCGGUGUCUUGACACGUGUUCCUUGCUGAAGGCCUUACUACUGUUUUCAAAUCCUUUCAAUAAACAGACUUGUUUAAAACCGC
Ictidomys tridecemlineatus (thirteen-lined ground squirrel) is the source of this 5212-nucleotide messenger RNA. NCBI's taxonomy places the organism in Eukaryota, Metazoa, Chordata, Mammalia, Rodentia, Sciuridae. The record is from RefSeq and is a predicted model, not a curated record.